Messenger RNA from Leguminivora glycinivorella, 882 nucleotides. RefSeq names its product activity-regulated cytoskeleton associated protein 2-like. The coding region runs from base 1 to 882 and encodes 293 amino acids. Gene Ontology annotation, molecular function: nucleic acid binding; zinc ion binding. NCBI's taxonomy places the organism in Eukaryota, Metazoa, Arthropoda, Insecta, Lepidoptera, Tortricidae. The record is from RefSeq and is a predicted model, not a curated record. The transcript has a single exon.
AUGACCGAAGAACAGCUCCAGCGCAUCAUCGCAGCUCUGGCACCGGCAAGCAGACAAGGGUCAUUCGCACGAUGCAACGCAGUAUACGACGGGACCGGCGAAAACGAGGCUGCAGAGACUUUUCUCGCAGCUAUCAACGUGUACAAGAAAAUCGAGAACAUUGACGACGAGAACGCUCUCGAAGGGCUUACCCUCCUUUUAAAAGGAGACGCCGCUGUCUGGUGGGAAGGUGCCAAGUCAGACGUCAAGUCCUGGACGGAUUUUGAGAAUCGGCUUCGGCACGCAUUCGCCCCGAAAAUACCAGCGGACAUCCUGUAUCAGAGGAUAAUAGAACUCAAGCAGGAUGCGAAAACCCCCACUGAGAAGUUCGUCGCAAAGAAGAGGGCACUCAUAGCCCAGCUGCCUGCACCAAUCCCACCGGAGACCCAUCAACUCCAUAUGAUUUAUGGUCAGCUCCACUUGAAUAUACGGGAAAUGGUGCCAAGAAGCGCUUUCAAAUCGAUCGACGAACUUCUGAAACUCGCACGGAGUGCUGAAGAAAUCCUAUUGGAAAAGAAGACGAGCUGGGAAGAAAAUGUUGCCUCAGUACCUUCAAACAAUGAACGGAACACUUCAGGCCGACAACGCUGCGAGUACUGCGAUAAGAACGGGCACGCCGAAGAAGAUUGUCGCACAAAGAAGCGGCAACAACAAGAGAUGAGCUCAACUGCAGGGGAGAUGCGAGCAAGGUUGCUCCAUCAGCACCGGUUGGCAUCAGUUGCUACGGAUGCGGCAGACCCGGCGUCGUUCGCAGCAAGUGUCCUAAUUGCUGCAGAAAUGAAAAUCCAGGAAACCAGAGCGUCGGUCUAUGUUCUUGGGCCCCAAGCGUCCCUGGUGAAAUAG